Molecule: messenger RNA, 1535 nt
Organism: Metopolophium dirhodum (rose-grain aphid)
Lineage: Eukaryota; Metazoa; Arthropoda; Insecta; Hemiptera; Aphididae
Gene: Dnaaf6
Product: dynein axonemal assembly factor 6
Exons: 4
Coding region: 824-1432 (202 amino acids)
Biological process (GO): axonemal dynein complex assembly
Cellular component (GO): cytoplasm
Molecular function (GO): protein-folding chaperone binding; dynein intermediate chain binding
Source: RefSeq, a predicted model, not a curated record
AAGUUUUAAUAUGAGUUAAAUAAAUAUAAUAUUCGAUCCAAAUAGUUAAACUGAUGUUAGAUAUAAUAAUAUAUACUUUAUUUCUAUGUAGUGCUAGACUUAUUAGUUUUUUCUCUGAAAUGUACUAAAAUAUGUGUUUUAUAGUUAUGAAUAUUUUAAACACAGCAAAAAUUAUUUUUGUUAGAUAAUGGUUUUUAUAUGUUUUAAAUUGUUAAAUAUUCUACAUUUAUCUAUUUAUAUUUACUAAUAUACAAAUUAUCUUACAAUAUUGAUAAUUUGAAUGCAUAAUUACGACCGCAUUAAUUUGCCAAUAGUUAAUAUUAAUUCAAUUUUUGUUAGGUUCUUCAACAGGUACGGUCAUAUUGGCAGGUUUUAAUAUACAAUACUAACUUCUGGCUACUCAUCAACUGUUUGAUAGAGAUAUAUUAUCCUAAGAUUGUGUAUUUGUUUUAUCUUUAAGAGCAUAGGAUUUCGCGUCACAGAAAUCCACGAUGACUUGAGUUUAUUGUAUGUAGUAAUUAACUACAUGUAGUACUUCUUUAUCUAUGGUAGUAAAUAUUAAUCUACCUAUGUAUAAUGAAAUAUACAUAAUACAUACGGGUCUCAAUACGCAUCAAUAUUUAAAUAGGUAGGUAGUUAUAGUUCAUCAAAGCUUUGUGGUUCUUAUCAUUUUUGUGUUCCAAUAAAAAUUAAAACCAUGGCAACAAUUAUUAAACAACUUCGAUGGUAUUUAUAAAAUUAUUUGUUUUAUCAAUAACACUAAAUUAUCUCAGUAAAUAAUUGUCCUUUUAAGUGUACUUUUGUUAAAUAAUAUCAAACUAAAAUGGAUUACAUUGAUUUAAAAAAAUUAAGUGAAAUGCUGGAACCACCAACUGCAAAUUCUUCGGAUAGCGAAGAUGAUCUUCCGAAAUCAUCUUUAGUGCAACUGUGUAGGUCAAAAACAGGAAAAGACACAACAAUCUUGACAACUGAAUCUAUAAAAAAAAAUGAAGAAAAAAAUCAAAAAAAAAUCGAGGUAUUACAGUCGGAAGAAGAGAAAGCUAAGAAUAUAUGGCAAGAUGAAGAGAUCGUAGCUGCUCCAGAAGCUAUUGACGUUGUAUCAGACACUAGAGUUAGACCUGAAUAUGAUGUAAAGUAUCAACAAUUCGUGGGAACAGAAGAUGCGUUUCUACAAAUGGGUCCAAAGACUCCACUGACUUCCAGCUGUGAAGCGAUGGUGGUUGAAGUGAAAAUGCCAGGAGACCGUAUGCCAGGCAUUUGUACAGAUAUAACAGAAGACGCUGUUGAUAUCCGUAGUCCUAAAUAUAGAUUGCACGUGCCUUUUCCACAUAAUGUGCACAAACAAAUGUCGAAGGCUUCGUGGAAUUCCUCGACCAAUACUCUUACAAUAACUGUAUUCCUAAAACGUGAAUACGAUGAUAUAAAUUUCUGAUAUGUAAGGAUAAAAAUAUUAUAUAUUCUGAGCGGAGCGAGGGAGCUAGUGGUUUUACGAUGGUGUUUAUUUUUGUUUUGUUAAUUUUUUGUAUACAAAAUUU